Molecule: messenger RNA, 1618 nt
Organism: Metschnikowia bicuspidata var. bicuspidata NRRL YB-4993
Lineage: Eukaryota; Fungi; Ascomycota; Pichiomycetes; Serinales; Metschnikowiaceae
Exons: 1
Coding region: 446-1465 (339 amino acids)
Source: RefSeq, a predicted model, not a curated record
CAUAUACCAUAUAAUACCAUAUAAUACUAUCAUCAAGAAAUCAUAUUCCAUAAACCGGAAUAAAGCCAUGCGUGCUUACCAACACACUCACCAAAAUAUACCCUCGUACGCCACCAGCUGCACUAGCCUGGCAUUCUUAUCUCUUCAAAGGAUACUGUUCCAUCAUACGCGCACCCUUGCCCGGCUCUAGCAUAUAGUCUGUUGCCCCACAGAAAGCAACACAUACAAGAAAAAAAAAAACUUAAAAUGGGCAACACACCAUUCUACUCCAAAAUAAAAGACUAUCAAGAGCCUUGUAAUUUGUCGUGGGAUUCCAAUGACGUGCUCGCACCGGCCGCAGGCUUCACCAAGCCAAGUACCGGGCCUGCCCGUCGCAUGCGCGUAGCACUAUAUAGAACGUAUAUCUGCAAACGGACCCCCACGUUUCCAGCCACCACCCCAAGAAAUGCCGCAAAUAACGCCGAUCCGCGGCUUCACCAACACCCCCGUGACCAAGGCGGUGUGUACCGCGUCGAUUGUGUUUGCCCUUGCGCUUCUGGUGCUCGUGCUGAAACAGUAUGUAAAUCUCACCAUAGACCCGUUCAUAGUCACGUACUCGCAAUACUGGCGUGUGGCCACGUUCCAGUUUUCGGUGGUGAACGAGUCCGACCUCAUACUCACCAUUGUGCUCUGGUUCCAUUUCAAGACGCUUGAGCGGCUUUUCGGGCCCCGCAAGUACUUUUCGUUGGUCACGCUUCUAGCGCUCUACAACGCAGUGGGGACAUUCCUCACGCUUUGCAUCGGACAACUCGCCACUGUGUAUUUUGCCGCCGUGGCCCGCCGUUUUGUGUCUGGCCAGCCCAUGCAGCUUGUGUACUAUGACACGAUAUUUAACUCCGUCGUGCCUGGUCCGUUGGGCAUCUUGGCACUGCUAUAUAUCUGCCAUGGCACGUACAUCCCCGUGCUGUACCGCUUCAAGAUCUUGUUGAAAAGGCCCGUAAACACCCCAGGCCCGAGCCUCGGCGCCGAUAAUGGCCUGCUGGAAAACGGGGGUAAGGCCAUCACGCUCACCAACCAUUUUCAGGUCCAUUUCGUGUUCACACUUCUCAUGCUAAACCACGGCUUCAAGUCGCUCCUUCCGGUCCUUGUGGGCGUUGUCAUCGGACUCUUGUACACGAAAGAUCUUCUUUUGGGCUCGAGGUCCUGGGUGUUGCCAUCCAUGGUGUUUCAGCUCCUUGUGGCGCCUCACAAGUUGCCGCGUACUAUCCGUACGUUGGCCCGGAGAUGGCAGGGCUACCAGCGUGUGGCCGAGACAGAAAUUGAGCCGCUGCCCACAGUGGCAGAUGAGACUGUGAAUCAGGCAGACGAGGACGAGCUGGAGGUGGCCAUCGACGACUUGGCGCACCGGCUGGAGGUAGGCGGAACCCGUUCUACGAGCCCGGUACGGCCGCUUGGUCGGCAGUUUCUCGACACUUUCAGAACAUGAUUGGAGGCGUACGAACGGAAGAAAUUUGGGCACAUACAGGCCGAAGCCUCUGGUACCAAGUUGAUCUUGAAUCCAGAGACGGUGUUUAGCAAGCGCAGUCUGUGCCUGCUUCUUUGCUGGCCACGCUUCGGAAGCUUCUCAUACAAAAGCCCA